This is a messenger RNA of Dama dama (fallow deer), 1791 nucleotides long. RefSeq names its product lymphocyte specific protein 1 (gene LSP1). Gene Ontology annotation, molecular function: actin binding. The record is from RefSeq and is a predicted model, not a curated record. The transcript is spliced from 12 exons. Gene Ontology annotation, biological process: signal transduction. NCBI's taxonomy places the organism in Eukaryota, Metazoa, Chordata, Mammalia, Artiodactyla, Cervidae. Bases 16 to 1368 code for a protein of 450 amino acids.
UCUGGGGUCUGGUGAAUGCUUGGUGGUGCGGGUCAGUCCCGAGUCCCCGGCCAUGGGAGCUGGCAGAGUCCAGGGGCAGCAGAGAGACCCCAACAGUUCAGGAAAGUAAAGAAAACUCAACAGAUUAGAAAACAACACCCCAACCCCAGCCCCGAUGCCUUCCAAACCUCAACCUGCAGCCGGAAGGGGGAAGUGAAACCCGGCUGGGGGUGGGGGCUCCGGGACGGCCGCCCCAGGAAGCGCCCAGAGCUGCAGCUCACACGCACAGCGAGGACCAUGGCGGAGGCUCCUGGCAACCCAGGCUCCGAGGAGCGGCGGGAGCUGCUGGCGGAAGAAGACACAGGGCUCGCCGCUCAGUGGAGUGUGGAGGAUGAGGAGGAGGCCGUCCGCGAGCGGCGCCGGCGGGAGAGGGAGCAGCAGCUUCGGGCUCAAGACGAAGACGAAGGAAGCCCAUCCCCAGAGCAGUCGGAGCAGGAGAAGCUCCUCAGCCCGAAGCCCUCAGAGGCCCCUGAACUGGACGAGGAUGAGGGCUUUGGCGACUGGUCCCAGAAGCCGGAGCAGCAGCGGCAGCAGCACUGGGGUGCUGGGGAGACCACGGAUGCGGGGGACCCCCCUGGGGGCGAGAGUCCGGAGGGGACGCAGGAGGACGACAGGCCCCACCAGCGCACCUCUGGGACCCAGGGUGCCGACGAGCUGAGCCCAGCUGAGGUCCGUCUGGAGGAGCUGCAUCUGAGCCCUGACUUGGAGCCCCGGGAGGGGCUGGCCGCAGAGGCCCCAGAGCCCAGCGGGUCCGAGGAGCCCGUGCAGGGCAGCCCAGGGCUGGUGGGGACCGAGGAGGCAGAGGUGCAGCACCAGAGCUGCCGACAGCCCAGGACACCCAGCCCCCUGGUCUUGGAGGGGACCGAAGUGGGCUCGCCUCCCCUGAGCCCCAGCACCAAACUCAGCGACAGAACCGAGUCCCUGAACCGCUCCAUUAAGAAGAGUAACAGUGUGAAGAGGUCCCAGCCGGCCCUGCCCAUCUCCAAGAUUGAUGAGCGGCUGGAGCAGUACACCCAGGCCGUUGAGACCGCGGGCCGGACCCCCAAGCUCACCCGCCAGCCCUCCAUCGAGCUGCCCAGCAUGGCUGUGGCGAGCACUAAGAGCCGCUGGGAGACGGGAGAGGUGCAGGCUCAGUCGGCCGCCAAGUCCGCCCCCUGCAAGGAUAUUGUGGCCGGAGACAUGAGCAGGCGGGAUCUCUGGGAGCAGAAGGGAGGCCCCAAGACUUCGUCCACGGUCAAGAGCACCCCGUCUGGGAAGAGGUACAAGUUUGUGGCCACCGGACAUGGAAAGUAUGAGAAGGUGCUUGUGGACGAGGGCCCGGCGCCCUAGGCCCAUCCGCCUGCUUUCCCAGGAGCAGGGCACAGGCCAGCAGCACGUCCUGCCUCCGAGUCUGCACGCCCAGGGGAGAACCUGGCCAGAUCCGCCCUCACGCCCCCCGAACCCGACCUUGCCGAAGAAGCUGCUUCUCACACCUGCUCUCGCCCCGCAACCCUGGCAGCUCUUGCUUCGGGGCCUGCCAACCUCGCCCUCCAAUGUGGCGCUCACUGCCCCCACAGUUCCGGGAGGAGAGGAACUCCGGCUGUUGGUUGGUAAAGGGACCCUCUCCAGAGAAGCCACAAGCUCCCAGGGAAGGCGCCGUCAGUGCUGGGAGCGGCCACGUGCCGGAGUCUCCAGGUCAAGAGCCACAACCCCUGCCCUGCCUGCACUGUCCCCCCGCCCCCCGCUGUCCAGUAAAGCUCCCAUGUGUCUCCA